UGGCAACGACCGCAGCGCCCUCUACUAAGUAUAAAAUUAACGCGCAACGUUGAAGCAGUAGUCACUUCAGGUCUGCCUUUUGCCCCGUUCACGUGGUGUGCUAGAGGCUAAAACAAAAUGGCCGCGGAUCUCAGUGCUCGUGAUGUUGAGAGGGUGAAAUUCGCCUUCUCCAUCUAUGACUUCGAGGGUAAUGGCACCAUGGAUGCCUACUACAUUGGCGACUGCCUGCGUGCCCUUAACCUGAACCCGACCCUGGCCGUGAUCGAGAAGGUCGGUGGCAAGGAGAAGAGGAAGGAGAAGAUGAUUAAGCUCGACGAAUUCAUGCCCAUCUUCGCCCAGGUCAAGAAGGACAAGGAUGCCGGCUCCUUCGAAGAUUUCAUGGAAGUCCUGAAGCUUUACGACAAAGCUGAGAACGGCACCAUGAUGUAUGCUGAGCUUGAGCACAUCCUUCUGUCCCUUGGUGAGCGUCUUGAGAAGUCUGAGUUGGAGCCCGUCCUUAAGGAGUGCUGCCCCGAGGAAGACGAAGAAGGCUGCAUUCCCUACGAACCUUUCCUUGUGAAGCUCUGCAAAGACAUCAAGUAAAAAAAAGGACUGAUAUUCAAGCCCUUCCUCAAGAAGAUCACCCAACUGCUCUAAACGUCCGCCAUCUUCUUUUGUGACGUCAUCACCAGGGAGUGCACAUGCGUACAACACCACUACCAUUCGGAGUGUCCGCGCGUGCAGUGUACAAUCAUUCUGUGGGAGUGACCAAACCACAGACAGUACAUUAGUUCCAAAAAUAUGUUAAUAUAUAUUGCCAAAAUAUACGAAAAUCAUAGAAAGUGAUUCCUACGAAAAAAAUGGGAAACACAAGCUUAAACGAAAAAAAAAAUGUGAGGCACCCAUUACAUGCUCAUUAUGUCCUUCUUGUCCGUAUGUGUGUGUGUUCGUGCAGCGUCGGGUCCCAUGGAUCUGUUGAGCGUUUUUCUCUCAUCCACACGGGGUGUCAAAGGGCCGAGGCAUCCGUGACCGCCUCAUCAUGUAGACCUGAAGUGACCACUGAAUGAUCCGCAGUUAGCCACCUGCUCGCGCCUACCACCUGUCUGAAGCGGGGACUAACAGCCAUUGACGACAGAGCGGCCGCCUGCCCCACCCGCUUUCCAUCGUGAAGACCACCUCCAACCUCGGCGGGUGCGGGCAUCGGCGCAAGGGAAAGGAGGGGGGGGGGCGUUGGAACCCACCAUCACUCUUCUCCUUCCCCCCCCCUCCCUCUCCCGAUCCGGUCACGUGGUGCCUGAUCCGGCCCCUUGUGCCCAAUAGUGCCUCUGCGCCUCGCCCAACUCGUAGCGGCCAGGGGGAGUGCCACAGUCAGCCAGUGCGUCCAUCGAGUGAACGUACAAGGCCACACGUCAGUCAGUCAGUCAGUCCAAGAAGUCCGCUUAGCAUGGCAUCGUUACAAACUGCUGUCUGUUGGCACAUUGGUUAAGUAAUCUAUCGUCUCAAUAAAACAAAACAUCUCGACGACUUUUUCUUUGUAUUUCCUCCAUAGCCUACAUGGGGACUCUCCAGCGUGGAUAUGAGAUGAAGUAUGAAAGGUUUUAAUAAACAAAACCAUUUGCA
Messenger RNA from Penaeus indicus, 1599 nucleotides. RefSeq names its product myosin light chain 1. The coding region runs from base 118 to 582 and encodes 154 amino acids. The transcript is spliced from 6 exons. Gene Ontology annotation, cellular component: myosin II complex. Gene Ontology annotation, molecular function: calcium ion binding. Lineage: Eukaryota; Metazoa; Arthropoda; Malacostraca; Decapoda; Penaeidae. The record is from RefSeq and is a predicted model, not a curated record.